AUGUUACACAUCGCCACCUCUCCCUCCUCCUUCUCCCUCUCCAUCCUCACCCUUUUCUCUUUCUCAUCGAUUCUCCUUCUCCAGGCCUCCACGGCCACCGCAAAAACCAACGACUGGUCCGUACCUUGCUUCCAAGGCCGCUGCGCAUACGAUCUUGUGCACACGGCGAAUAGUGGGGAUAAUUCGACCUCGAGCAGCGGAGGCGCCAAUGGCAGCCUCCAAAUUUGGGGAUCCACCACCGGCAUAUCCGAUAUCACGUCCUCCGCGGGCUGGAUCAUCCUCUCUUGCAACCCUUCAGCCGCGAGCUCAACCACGUCUAACCAGACGCAGGUCGAUGUGAGGCUCGUGUGCAGUAGUGAGGACACGAGUGCUACCGGAUGUGACCAUUUGUUCGCUAAUGGAGCGGAGGGGACCCUGGUCAGGAUGCCGCCUCAGGAUUCACAAAACUGCACCUCUGCACCUUUCCUCCGUGUCGCCAAAGCUUGGAUACCAGAAGAUCAAACUAUCUCUACCUCUGUCAAGCGCUCGAUCAUUGGCAGAGGCGACAAUUCGACGGUCCAUGCGUUGACGCUCGAUACCAACUUUGCAGUCAUGGAUGCCUCCAAGCACGGAAACGUAUCGUUUUCUAUCCAGGCGGGCAGCGUAUACUCUCCUAAUACUGGCUCUACCGCUGCCAGCUCAACUGUGAGCAGCAGGAGGCGUGGCUACCAUCAUUCGCGUCGGUUCUUCGGCGCUCAUACCACGUCUCUCGAGUCCACGCCGACAUCAAUUGCCGUUUCUAACUCCCUCGCUACACUGAUUUCUGCGGAUGUACCCUGCUCUGCCUCUGUCGCAUCUCCUACUUUUAGCGCAGGCCCUGUGUCUGCUCAGGCAGGUGUAGAAGCGAGCGUGGACGUUAACUUGGAUGCUCAGAUUCAGGUCGGAAUCGUCGCGGCUGGGUCACUUAUCCCGCCGAAGAUCACUGAACUCGGUCUUACGGCUGAUUUCAACGCAAGCAUCGACGGUAAACUCAACCUCGAAGCGAACGUUACAGGGACGAUCGACUCCGGGACCAUCUCCCUCUUCCAAGUCGGCAUUCCAGGACUCUCCUUCCCCGGUAUCCUCACCAUCGGCCCGUCCUUCGCCAUCAACGCAGAAGCAAAAGCGACGCUUGAGAUCGACGUGGAUCUGACACUCGACCUCGCACAUAACAUCACCAAUGGACAUAUGGUGUUCCCUCCUGGUGCGGCCAGUGCGGACCAGACCACGAACAAUGGACAGUUUGUGCCGAGUAAUACGGGGUUGACGUUUGCUGCGAACCCGGAGCUGAAUGGAACGGCGAGUGUGGAGGCGCAUUUGAUUCCUACACUUCAAAUUGGAAUCACAGCAUUCGAGGGCAUUGCGUCCGCCAACAUCUUCCUCGACCUCGAUGCCUCAGCAAAACUUGGGCUCAACGGGUCUACCUCCGCCUCCGUCACCGGUACGGCCAACUCGACGGACGUGUCAACGACGGCACCGCAAGGAUGCGUGGACGUGAGCGCGCAGUUGAGCGUGAACGCGGGUGCGGAUGCGAAGUUUUUCAGCAUCUUUGAUGAGACCGUCCAGGUGCCGUUAUUCGAUAAGACGUUCGACAUUUUCCAGGUGUGUGCCUCAGUUAUAAGCUGUACUCCUCGGAGAUAG
This is a messenger RNA of Stereum hirsutum FP-91666 SS1, 1659 nucleotides long. RefSeq lists its product as uncharacterized. The record is from RefSeq and is a predicted model, not a curated record. The transcript is spliced from 7 exons. Bases 1 to 1659 code for a protein of 552 amino acids. NCBI's taxonomy places the organism in Eukaryota, Fungi, Basidiomycota, Agaricomycetes, Russulales, Stereaceae.